CUGCGUGUGCCGAUCCAGUUCACCCACGUCUCGGCAUCGCCAGCCACGGAAUCCCUCUGUCUCGCAGAGGCAAAUCCGCCCGGCUGGUCGGUCCGUCCGCCAAACGACGCGACUCCUCUCGAGCCGAAGAAAAUGGCCAUGCGGCAAUACGCGGCUGCUACCGCUGCCUCCUCCAGUUUCAGAGCACGUCCACGGGCGCGCCCCUCCUGCCUCCCAGCCGCCGCCCUGCCCUUGGCGCCUUGCUGUGGUGUGGCGUGGAGCCGUGCUAGCUACAGGCGAGCCUCCGUUCGUGCCAUGGGUGCCGCUUCAUCGUCUUCGUCGUCGUCGUCGUCGUCUCCGUCGCCGCAGGGUCAAGCCCAAGCCCAAGCCCAAGGUAAACCGAACUACAGUACAUCUCUGACUGAUGAGGAGUGGAGGAAGCGCCUGACAAAAGAUCAGUAUUACAUUACUCGGCAGAAGGGCACAGAAAGAGCAUUUACUGGGGAAUACUGGAACACCAAAACCCCGGGCAUCUACCAUUGUGUCUGCUGUGACACCCCUCUUUUUGAGUCAUCGACCAAAUUUGAUAGUGGUACUGGGUGGCCGUCAUAUUAUCAACCCAUUGGAGAUAAUGUAAAGUGCAAGCUUGAUAUGUCCAUCAUAUUCAUGCCUCGGACUGAGGUGCUGUGUGCUGUCUGUGACGCUCAUCUGGGGCACGUGUUUGAUGAUGGGCCACGACCAACAGGGAAAAGAUACUGUAUCAAUAGCGCAUCUCUCAAGCUGAAGAAGACCCAGUAGACCUGUGAAGAUUAUGGUUACCAUGUACCUACACGGCUACACUAUCCGACUAGUUAUAAGGGAUAGAUUAUGUAUAUAGAAUAUGUAAAGAAUUAAGACUUGGGUAUUAUGUUUACUUGUGUAUCAAGGAAAUGACGUGUAGUCCUAGUUCGGUAAGAUUGUAAAGUAGUUGUAGGAGAUUUAAACCAUAUUAACUUAAAUCUCUAUCUUAUAAACCUGUCUCCUCCGUCUAUAUAA
Molecule: messenger RNA, 1014 nt
Organism: Oryza sativa Japonica Group (Japanese rice)
Lineage: Eukaryota; Viridiplantae; Streptophyta; Magnoliopsida; Poales; Poaceae
Source: RefSeq, a predicted model, not a curated record